UGCUGGUGACCAAGAAGAUACUUACUGAAUGGUUUAUGCUCUGUUAACCGGGAGUUCCUGAUAACAUGACAUUUCCUAUACCAUCCCACCCUUCCUGGGACACUUGUGGCUGAUCCAGCUGUGGGUGAGUCCCCCAGCUCCCUGUGGCAGCAGGCACUGCCCUGGGCAGCAUGUGCAGUGCUUCCCAAGCCUGUCAGGCUGCGCCACGUUCGCUUACAUGCAGCUUUAUAAAGAGGAGGUGCAGAAGCUUUCCCUGGGGGUUUGGUCUGGAGUUUGGUCCAGUCUUUUCCCCCAGAACAGCCUUUGCUAUGGCUGGCCUGAAUGUCUCCAUUGCUUUCUUUUUCCUGGUGGUUGGGGUGUGCCAGGUGCUCAGGCAGCUUUCCAAGAGGCUUCUGUCUCCUGGAGCAUAUGGCUGCCUUGCCAGAGAACUUGCUGGCUCGUUACAGCUGUGCAUGAGCUUCCUUGAGCUGAGGAUGCUGGUGGAGAUUGGCCCAUGGGGUGGUGGCUUUGGUCCAGACGUGGUCCUUACGCUGCUCUUCCUCCUCUUCGCUGUUCAUGGUGCCUCUUUUGAUGGAGCAUCUGCCAACCUGACUGUCUCUCUUCAGGAGUUCCUUCUCCUUGAGUCCAGCCUAGCAGCAACUGCUACCAAGCUGCUGGCCCAGGGUGCAGGCAUGGGCAUGGGCUGGGCUGUCACCAAGCUCUACUGGUCCUGGGAGCUGACGCAGUUCCACCUCAUCCAGAACCUGAUAGCGCCAGAGUGCAACUCCUCCAUCCACACCGCUCUGCACCACGCUGCCUUUGUGGAAGGAAGCUGCUCUUUCCUUUUCCACCUUGUCCUUCUCAAGCUGCGACAGAGUCACCCAGUGUACCAGGUCCCUGCACUGGCAGCAACUGUCACCUUCUUGAGCUACAUAGCUGGACCGUACACAGGGGCCUUCUUCAACCCUGCCCUGGCCACCGCCGCCACCUUUCACUGCUCUGGGAGCAGCUUUUGGGACUACAUCUGGGUGUACUGGCUGGGGCCCCUCACAGGGAUGCUCACUGCCCUCCUGCUAUUCCAAGGCAACAUCCCACGACUCUUCCAGAAAAACCUCCUUUACAGACAGAAGAGCAAAUACAAGAUACCCAAGGCAAAGUUGGUGGUGCAGAUGGAGGGUGACGAACCGCAGAGGAAGAGUAAAGGGGAGAAGAGCAACUCCAAGCCCUGUGCCUGAGCCAUGCAUGGGGGCCCAAGAGGUCCCUGCAGCCCCUCUCCUGGGAGUGGGUUUCUCCUCCCACCCAUCCUUCAUCCUGCCCGUUCAUUCCCUACCUCAGGGUGAAAUACUUUGGAAGCAUCACAAAGGAAUCAGCCAGGCUGGGCUUGCAGGACAUCAGAAUCCCUGAGCUCCUUUGAGAAUAACUUGAGAGUCACCCUGGAGAGCCCAGAAUGUUUCAAGCCUGCGUGACUAGCUUGGUGGGGGAAAAACCCCAAUACUUUUGCAUAAAUUGCUGGUUGUCUUGUAUUGCCAGGAAGCUUACAGAAAGUCAGGACCAUCCCGUGGGUAGGCUUGAGCAACUCCUGAGUUAUUGCAGUGUGAAGUGCUCGAAAUAACCCAACUUACAGCCAUAAAAACACAAGCGUAAGCCAGUAACUGCCUUGGAAACUUAGAAUGAGGAAGAAGCGGGCUUGAUCUUUCAAGUUACUGAAUGUGGAUACUGGUCAAAAAUGGGUGUUCUUUGAGUUAAACUGAGAUCAUUGGAUUGAACAGGCUGAAUCUGGCAGUUCUUAGGAAUUUAAACUGCUUCAGGACAAGUGAGUUCACUGGCCAGAGGAGACCCCGCUCCCCUGUGGACAUGGUGCUUAGCCUGAGAUUCAUGUGCUGUAAAGCAUCAAG
Messenger RNA from Pezoporus flaviventris, 1874 nucleotides. RefSeq names its product aquaporin-12-like. Bases 171 to 1214 code for a protein of 347 amino acids. The transcript is spliced from 3 exons. Gene Ontology annotation, biological process: transmembrane transport. Lineage: Eukaryota; Metazoa; Chordata; Aves; Psittaciformes; Psittacidae. Gene Ontology annotation, molecular function: channel activity. Gene Ontology annotation, cellular component: membrane; cytoplasm. The record is from RefSeq and is a predicted model, not a curated record.